AUGGGUAACUGCACCAAACCAUCUAUGAAAGACAAAAUGAAGAAGGACAGAGAGCUGAGGCCAGAGGAGAUCGAAGAGCUCCGCGAGGCGUUCGUGGAGUUUGACAGGAACAAAAAAGGCUACAUCAGUCAUAAAGACCUGGGGGAGUGUAUGAGGACCAUGGGAUACAUGCCAACAGAGAUGGAGCUCAUCGAACUGAGCCAGCAGAUCUGUGGAGGUAAAGUGGACUUUGAGGACUUUGUGGAGCUGAUGGGACCCAAGAUGCUGGCAGAGACAGCAGACAUGAUCGGAGUCAAAGAGCUACGAGACGCAUUCAAAGAGUUUGACUCGAACGGCGACGGUCAGAUCAGUUUGACUGAGCUGCGUGAGGCCAUGAAGAAGCUGAUGGGAGAACAAGUGACCAACAGAGAGAUCAACGAGAUCCUCCGGGACGUGGACCUCAACGGGGACGGCCUGGUGGACUUUGAGGAGUUUGUGCGGAUGAUGUCUCGCUGA
Messenger RNA from Chelmon rostratus (copperband butterflyfish), 495 nucleotides. It is a transcript of the gene cabp2b, whose product is annotated as calcium binding protein 2b. The transcript has 6 exons. NCBI's taxonomy places the organism in Eukaryota, Metazoa, Chordata, Actinopteri, Chaetodontiformes, Chaetodontidae. Gene Ontology annotation, molecular function: calcium ion binding. The record is from RefSeq and is a predicted model, not a curated record. The coding region runs from base 1 to 495 and encodes 164 amino acids.